CGGUGAGAUCAAAUAAACGAUGGACACCACACGGAGUGCGAGGAGAGGCACAGAGAUGAGCAUCAGUUGCAGUGUUGAGAGAUACUGUUUCUUCCACCUGUCCCAGAAUAUGUAUGCCAGACUGUUUCCACUGAUGCAUAUAGAGUGAGUGGAUGGAGGAUUGUUCUGCUGGGGAAGGAUGCAUCUGAAAACAGCAGAGUUAGAAACUUUAUCCUGGGAGUAGAGGUGUCUGAGAGUGAAGCAUCUUCAGCUUAUUUACAGCAGCACAGUGUGAUAAUCAGUGGAAUGGUGGAGGAGAGACACAUCACAGUCAUCAAUACCCCUCACCUACUCCAGCCAAAUCUCUUAGAAUCACAGCUCACAAAUAGAGUGAAAGAGUGUGUGGAACUGUCUGCUCCAGGACCUCAUGUGAUCAUUCUUGUAUUGCAGCAUAAUAACUUCAAUAACAUGGAUAGACAUAGAGUGAAACAUGUACUGAAACUUUUCAGUGAGCAGGCCAUUAAACGCACCAUAGUGCUGACUACUGAUGGAGAGUCAUACAUCUCUUUUGCCAGUUCCCGGAUCGUGAACUCCACUGUUCAUCAGUUAAUAAAGGAGUGUGGAGGAGGACAUCUUCAGUUUAAUGAAAUACAGAAAGAUCUCUCUAAGAUAUUCCAAAGAAUCAAGAAGAUACUCAAGAAAGAAGAUGAAGAAUGUAUAAUUUGUGACAUGUAUGAGGAUGCAGACGAUGGAACACCAGUAGAUAAGACGAGCAGAUCUGGACAUUUAGUCGGACCAGAGGAAGAAGAGGAUUCUGAUCAUGAAGUGGAAGGAAAGUUCAAAGAGAGCCAUACCAGUGUGGUAAAAAAAAGUGAUGGAAGAGGUGCUCUAAAUGUUUUUUCAUCAGUACCUGUUCCUGGAAAACCAGAGCUGAACGUUAUGCUCUGUGGAAGCAAUACAACACUCAAGGCCUCCGUGUCCAAACAAUUUCGGCGGGUAAUGAAAAAAAUGAAAAAAGGACAUCUAAUCACGCUUGUGGAACUUUCAGCUCUCACUCAGCUCUCAAAAGAGGAAAUGAUAUGUGAAUCUCUCCGCUCUGUCUCUCUCUGUGAUCCUGGAGUUCAUGUUUUCCUCUUCAUUGUUCCUGCUGGUCAACUUACUGAUAAAGACAGAGCAGAAAUGGAGAAAAUCCAGAAAAUGUUUAAUACUAAAGAUCGCCUCAUGGUGCUUUUCACGACUGAUGACAGAAAUACUGAUUUUUUAGCAUCCAAAGAAUGCCAGAGGAUUGUCAGUCUUUAUGGGGGUUGUUACAAUUUGAUGAUGUUAAAGGACCAAAAAAACAGCAAACUGACCUCGGAGGUGUUAGAAUCCAUGGUGCAAAUGAAGACUGAACCGUAUUCACUUAAGAUGCAUGUAAGAGAUCAUGAGAAGAGAGUCAAACAAGAACUAGAAGAUAAAUACAAAAAAGAUCUGAGAGAGAGGGAUGAGAAGAUUAAAGAAUUACAGCAGAAGAUUCAGUCAGAUGGUACUGAAGAUGAACCAGCUGAUGUGAAGUGUUUGAGAAUUGUGUUGAUUGGGAGAACAGGAAAUGGAAAGAGUGCAACAGGAAACACAGUUCUGGGAAGAGAUGCAUUUCAGAGCAAACUGAAGUCAGAUUCAGUGACGACUGUUUGUCAGAAGGGAGUUGGUGAAGUUGAUGGUAAAACGGUCACUGUUGUUGAUACUCCAGGUCUCUUUGACACAACACUGCCAAAUGAAAAAGUGAUAGAUGAAAUGGUGAAAUGUGUUUUACUGUCAGCACCUGGACCUCAUGUCUUCAUCAUUGUGUUGACUUUGGGAAGAUUUACAAGAGAAGAGAUGGACACUGUGGAUCUGAUAAACAAGAUGUUUGGUUCAAAAGCUGCACAGUUCAGUAUUGUAGUCUUCACCAGAGGAGAUGAUCUACAGGAGCCUAUAGAAGAUUAUUUGAGGGAAAGUAAUUCAGCAGAACUCAAGAGGUUGAUCAAAGACUGUGGAGACAGAUACGUCGUUUUUAAUAACAAAGAAAAGAAAGACCACACACAAGUGACUUGUCUUUUAAAUAUGAUAGAAGAAGUGAGGAAAUCUAACCAGGGUCAGUACUUCACUAACAGCAUGUUUGAGGAUGCAGAGAUGUCCAUUAAAAAGAAAAUGGAGGAAAUACUGAAAGAGAAAGAGAAGGAAAUUCAGGCUCAGAAAGAGGAAUUUCAAGCUAAAUAUGAAAUGGAAAUGAAAAACAUGAAGGAAAGGUUGGAGAAAGAGAAGCAAAGAGCAGAUAAGGAAAGGAUGCAAAUGGAAAGUAAGUUUAUGGAAAAGGAGGAAGCUCUCAAAAAUCAGUUUGACGAGAAAGUAAAAACAGAACAGAAGAAGCGAGACACGGAGAACCAGAAACGAAUGCAGGAGGAAAAACAACAAAAAGCUGAAUAUCAGCAAAAAAUAGAAAAGAUGAAGAGAGAGAUGGACAAUCAGAUAUCACAGUAUGAAAAACAGCAACAGGAAAGAGAGAAAGAGAAUAAAUUGAGAGAAGAGGAAUACAAACAGGCUCAAGAAAAGAUGAAACCCGAGCAAGAGUCUGCCGUGGCUGAACUGAGACAGAAACAAGAACAGGAAACUAAAAAGAGGUUGUUGGAGGAACAAAAGAGGAGUGAUCAAGAAGAAAAAGAGAGAGAAAGGUGGAGGAGAAAAAUAAAAUAUGCUGAAAAUGACAAAGAAAUUCAAGAGAAAAUUAAACAAAAACAGAAAGAAUGGGAGGAAGAAAAGAAAAGACAGAUGGGAGAAAGAGAGGAUGAAGAAAAGAACAGAAGAGACAGGCACGAGGAAGAGCUGAGAGAAAAGCAAGAACAACUGGAGAACAUGAGAAAGAAAUUUGUAGGAGAGAGAGAAGAAGAAACAAAAAAGAGAGAAGAAGAGAGACAGCAGCAGAUCAAAGAGAAACAGCAGAAAGAGAGGGAAUAUGAAGACAAGAAAAGUGAAAUGGAAAGUCAUUAUGGUGAGCUGGAACGAGAGAGGAAAAAGGAGUGGGACAGGAAAAAACAAGAGGAUGAUGAGAGAAGAGAGGAGGAAAAAAAGAAAAUGAUUGAAGAUCUGAAACAAGAGCGAAAAGAUGAGUUUGAGAGAAGAGAAAGAGAGGAGAGCGCUAGAAAAGAAAGAGAGGAACAAGAGCGUGAUAAAAUGAUAAAAGAAUAUGAGCAGAAAAUAAAUAAGAUGAAAAAUGAACAUGAUGAUGAAGCACGAAGAAAAGCAGAAGAAUUGAAUGAUUUCAAAGACAAAAAAGAGCAGCAAUUUCAAGAGCUCAGACAAACGCUAAGAGAGCGUGAUGAACUAUUUGAAUUACUGCAAGAAGUGUAUCAGCGCUUACAAAUUGAAUCAGAUGAAGAAGCGAAAAAGCUAAAAAGUCAGCUUGAAUAUUCAAUGAAGAGGUCAAAAUGUGCCAUUCUGUGAUACUUCAUGUUAAAGAUAUGUCAAAAAAGCAAUAAGCACAAACAAAAGUGGCUUAUUGCAUUUUAUAAGACAGUAGCAACAGGAAUAUGAUAAAAGACACCAAUGUUCAAUAAACAGUUUCAUUUAUCAUUAUUAAUAAUCAGAAUAAAUGAUAUACCCGAUUUAAAAUAGCAAGUAAUAUAGCUGAUUUUCACAGUGGUUGCCAAGCAACAUAGGAACUUGGCACAGGUGUGAGUUCUUUUAGCCCAACCAAUCAGAAUUUACAUUAAGGUUCUAUUCUUUUUAUAGUUGGACCCUUUCCCCACCCGAACUGAACCCAAAUGAGAAUGUGUGGGCCCUUCUAAAAUGUGAGAUUUACAGUGAUGGAGAACAGUUCACAUCUUUGAAUGACAUCUGGGUGGCUGUGUUGGCUGUUUGAUCUAAAAUUGUUGAUGAAUUAAUGGAUGCUCAAGGUUCAUGAAAGUUCAUGAAAGUUAUUGAAAAGAAGUGUGCUUGUAUUGCCCACUAAAUAUCUUGAAAUGCCCAAAAUGUUACAUGAUAAUUUGAUAUGGUAAUAUUAUUUACUUUAAUAUUUAUUUACUCAAAUCUACUUUUUUACUGUUCAUUUUAAUGUUAGUGGAGAAAAUGAAGUGUGAAGAACAUGAGAAAAUUACUGCAACUCCCCUGAGAAACACAACUCUCACUUUUUCUUGAUUAAGUUUUCAGUUUUGCAACAAAAUAAGGUUUUAGGAAUCACUGACAGCGUUGUAUCUGUUGAACAGUAAAAUUAAUAAUGAAAAAUACUUA
Xyrauchen texanus (razorback sucker) is the source of this 4224-nucleotide messenger RNA. RefSeq names its product GTPase IMAP family member 8-like. Gene Ontology annotation, molecular function: GTP binding. NCBI's taxonomy places the organism in Eukaryota, Metazoa, Chordata, Actinopteri, Cypriniformes, Catostomidae. The record is from RefSeq and is a predicted model, not a curated record. Bases 286 to 3438 code for a protein of 1050 amino acids. The transcript has 6 exons.